AUGCCAAACACCAAGACUGUACAUGUUCCCCAUUUGGGCGGCAUUGAGGCCGCCUAUCAGAUGCCUAAACCUUACAACUCUGCUAAGCCAACACUGGUACUUGUCAAUAGCUUCACCACUAGCUCCGAACUGUACCACAGUCAGUAUGCCAACGAAGACCUUACCGAUGCGUUGAACUUGAUCGCCAUCGAGCUUCUUGGGCACGGGCAAACUAGGACCAAGUCGGAGAAUUUCACCUACUGGGAUACGGCAAUCAUGAAUCUCCAAGUGAUCGACGCUCUGCAGAUUACGGGCAAGAUUUUCGUCCUAGGAACCAGCCAAGGAGGUUGGAUUACUGUGCGCAUGGCAUUACUUGCGCCCGACAAGAUUGCAGGAAUUAUUCCCUUGGGAACAUCACUUGACAACGAGAAUGAUCGCACCGUAUCCUUGGGAUGUUGGGACGGCCCUGCAUUACUGAAGGAUAACAUCCAGGCGUGGACCUCGAAUGAAAAGACGCCUGAUUUCGAGCCAACUCUUGAAUACUGUAAUUUCCUGAUUGACAUUGGCUUUGGCAAGGAUGUUGAUCAGGAGACCAGAAAGUUUUGGCAAGAUACGAUCAGGUCUAACUAUCAAGGUGAUGAGGGGCGUCGCAGGAUUCGUAUGGCGGCAAUCAACCUGGCCGAAAGAGAUGGGCUGCACUCACGCUUGUCGGACGUUCGCUGCCCAGUACUUUGGCUGCAUGGUACCGACGACGCGGUCUACACGGUUGCGAACGCGGAAGUGGAAAUCAAGAAGUUUGUUAACAGUCCUGACGCAAAGUUACAGGUCGUCCAGGGUGGCAAGCAUUUCCUCUCAUUCAGUCAUCCUGAGGAGGUUGACGGAGCUUUGAUUGCUCUGGCGAAGAAGUAUGGAAACUGGUGA
Molecule: messenger RNA, 900 nt
Organism: Cyphellophora europaea CBS 101466
Lineage: Eukaryota; Fungi; Ascomycota; Eurotiomycetes; Chaetothyriales; Cyphellophoraceae
Exons: 2
Coding region: 1-900 (299 amino acids)
Molecular function (GO): catalytic activity
Source: RefSeq, a predicted model, not a curated record